Molecule: messenger RNA, 564 nt
Organism: Cynara cardunculus var. scolymus (artichoke)
Lineage: Eukaryota; Viridiplantae; Streptophyta; Magnoliopsida; Asterales; Asteraceae
Exons: 1
Coding region: 1-564 (187 amino acids)
Source: RefSeq, a predicted model, not a curated record
AUGGCUUCAGAUGCGUCAAGUUUUUCCCAGCCAAACAUCCCUAAGUUUGAUGGGGACUAUGAGUACUGGAGUCUCUUAAUGGAGAAUUUGCUACGCUCCAAAGAGUACUGGAGUGUUGUUGAAACUGAGGUUCCAACGAACAAUGCUGAAUUGAAGCUGAAAGAUCUCAAGGCCAAGAAUUAUCUAUUCGCUGCGAUAGAUAAGAACGUACUGAAGACGUUCACCAAGAGGGAGACAAGCAAGCAGAUCUGGGAUUCCAUGAAAGAAAGAUACCUGGGAAAUGAGAAGGUAAAGAGAGCUCAGUUGAACAGACUUAGGAGAUCAUUCGAAGUUCUGACGAUGAAGAACGGAGAGUCCGUCGGAGAUUACUUUACAAGGGUAAUGAUUAUCGUCAAUGAAAUGCGAAGCUGUGGAAAAUCUUUGAAUGAUAUCAAGAUUGUUGAAAAGAUACUUCGUACUCUUACAGAAAAAUGGAACUAUGUUGUUUGUUCCAUUGAGGAGUCCAAAAACAUUGAUGAAUUGUCUGUUGAUGCACUACAAAGCUCUCUUCUAGUGCAUGAAUAG